AUGUCAUCUAGACGAAAUAAGCGACCUUAUAAAGGUUUGAUUCUAAAGCCAAAACCGUUGAAACCAGGAUCCGUAUUUGCAACAGGAACAGGAACAAGAACAGGUUUAGGAACAGUAUCAGUUUCGGCUUCCCCAUUGGCUCUGACAUCCACAACAGCCACAACUAUAAUCAGCUUUCAAAAUGGUCAAACUUAUAACGUGCCAAAUUCAGGAAAUGUAUCACCUUCAACUUCAUCAACUUCUACAAAUUCUUUAGUAACGAAACAACAUAUCAAGAAAAGCCUACAGAACGAUUUCAAAUUAAAAUCUACUGCCAAUACCAAUAAUAAUGAUACUGAUAACAAUAUACCUUCUCAUAACGGUAGCAAUGGUUUUGGUGUAGUGGGGGACUUAUAUGAUAUAUCUGAUCCUAAUAAUUUUAAUGAAUUUGAAUUCUUAUAUUCAAUUUAUGUCCCUAAUAAAUAUUUGAUCAAAAAUAAUAAAAAGUCAAUUAAACAUUUACUAAUUCAUUUACCCAAACUAUACCAUGAUUCUGCUACCAAUAGCUCUGGAUCCACUACUAGCACCACUACCAAUACUAAUCAAACAACUAAUCUUAAUUUGUCAAUUCACUUAUUCCUAAGUACAAUCAUGGUCAAAUUUGUUAAUUCUUGGUAUUUAACGAAAUUAAACACGACAAAUCUACUGUUCUUAAAACUAGUAUAUCAAUUAAUGGUUGAUUUCAUUAGAGACAUUAUAUCAAGAAUAGAAUCGGUAGAUAUUAUGUUGAUGAUUGAUCAGUUAGGUGAUAUUUUGAACACUCAUUUGAAACAGACAGUUUCCAACAAAUACUCCGGCAAUAACCAAUAUCCAUAUAAAUUUCUUGAGGAUUAUUAUUUUAUUCAACAACCAACUUCAAAUACUUUUGACUUUGAUAAACUGUCAUUACAAGUGGUCAAUGAUCAUUUGAAGUCAAAUCAUAUAAUUUUUGAAAACUUUAAUUCUUCCAAAGAUCAGAACACUAAUAAUGAGAUGUUGUACUAUAGAUUACUUGUCAAGAAUGUGUUACUGGCAUCAUUCAAAGACAAUGCAUUGAGUCCAUCUACAUCGAAAAUAACGAGUGAUUUAAUAAUUCAUAUUUUAAGUGAUAUCGUGAUUGUCAAAUUAAUUGAAAAGUUGUCGUCACUGGAUUUUAUUUUUGACAAGUUGAAUGAAUUAUUAGAUAGUUUGUUAUCGCUAUCAUCGUCUUCGUCCUCCUCCUCCUCCUCAAAUUCAAUCGAGCCUAAUUCCAAAGUUAAAUUGGAAUCCACAUUUUACCUGUCAUGGACUCAGAAAUUGCAAAAAUCAAUUUCACAAAUAUAUUCUGGAUUUACUAGUUUUAUUGUCCUUUCAUCUAAUAGUAAGAAAUCACAAUUGAAAGGUAAUGAAAAUGGUGACUCUGUAUCUGGUACGAACUCACAAGGAAAUGGAACCAGUGGAGUUUUAAAUUGGUCAUUAUUUUCACUAUUAAACAUAAUAUUCAAUGUACAACAUCGGAAACCAUUCGUUUACAAUUUGAUGAUUUCAAUUAAAACAUUAUUACUUCAAAUGAAUAAUAGAAUUGUGAGUUCAAUAGAUAGAAUAACUGGAGAAUUUAUUAAGACCAAAAUUAAGCAAUCUAUAACUCAAGAUAAAGUAGCUAGAAUUAUCAAUGACUUGAGAAUAAACUUAUUUUAUCCGUCACUGGAUAAUCAAGAAUCAAAAACUGUCAACCAAGAAAACCAAAUUUCAAUUGAUAUUUUAGCUGAGAAGAUUAUAAAAGUUUACAAAACAUAUUUUGCUAAAUAUCUCGACUUAUCAUACAAAGGGGAAACUGAUCAAGAUUUGAAAGAUUCAAUUAAGCUGGUUUUGAUUAUCUUUCAACAGCAACAAGAACACAAAGAAGAAAAAGAAAGUGACCCACAUCAGUAUUUGGACAAUAGGGUGAAUAAAUUGCUUAUUGUAAAGUUAUUAGAUUGUGUUAUUGGAAAUUUAUAUACCGAUAUAUAG
Molecule: messenger RNA, 2007 nt
Organism: Candida dubliniensis CD36
Lineage: Eukaryota; Fungi; Ascomycota; Pichiomycetes; Serinales; Debaryomycetaceae
Exons: 1
Coding region: 1-2007 (668 amino acids)
Source: RefSeq, a predicted model, not a curated record